Molecule: messenger RNA, 370 nt
Organism: Drosophila ananassae
Lineage: Eukaryota; Metazoa; Arthropoda; Insecta; Diptera; Drosophilidae
Product: gram-negative bacteria-binding protein 3-like
Exons: 1
Coding region: 1-333 (110 amino acids)
Molecular function (GO): carbohydrate binding
Source: RefSeq, a predicted model, not a curated record
AUGUCGGACUUUCAAGUUCCAGAUGCGAAAGUAUCUAAGCUUUCACCGAAAGGCUUCGAAGUCUCCAUACCCCAUAAGAAGGGCAUAACACUUUUCGCUUUCCACGGACAAUUCAACGAGCCAAUCCGUAAUCUGAGCGAACAUGAGUGGGCCGCAGAUAUUAUCAAGCAAACCGAUGGCCGUUGGGUGUAUACAAAUAAGGAGAAAAUAGUUGAACCCGGAGAUACUCUGUACUACUGGCUAACUGUGCGUGUUAAAGGAGUGGACUAUCAUGCAAUGCACCAAACUUACAAGUUCGGCCAAAAGUGGCGAUUUUUCUCGUGGGAAUGGUAAUAUUUUAAAGAAUCCCAUAAAUAUAUAAAAAUAAAAA